Megalops cyprinoides (Indo-Pacific tarpon) is the source of this 429-nucleotide messenger RNA. Its product is annotated as colipase-like. Gene Ontology annotation, molecular function: lipase binding; enzyme activator activity. The transcript is spliced from 3 exons. Gene Ontology annotation, cellular component: extracellular region. NCBI's taxonomy places the organism in Eukaryota, Metazoa, Chordata, Actinopteri, Elopiformes, Megalopidae. The record is from RefSeq and is a predicted model, not a curated record. The coding region runs from base 1 to 351 and encodes 116 amino acids. Gene Ontology annotation, biological process: lipid catabolic process; digestion; positive regulation of catalytic activity.
AUGAGGUGCCUGCUUGUGAUUGCGCUGUGUGUGCUGGUUGCCGUCCUGGCUGCCCCGCCCCAUGAGAAGGGCCUGAUCAUCAACCUGGACAACGGUGAGCUGUGUGCCAUCAGCAUGCAGUGCAAGAGCUCCUGCUGUCACCGGAGCAGCGGCAUAAGUCUGGCACGCUGUGCCCCCCAGGCUGCUGAAAACCAGGAGUGCUCCAAGAAGACCCUGUAUGGCACCUACUAUCGCUGCACCUGUGAGAGCGGCCUCAAAUGCAAAGGUGAUAUCAGCAUCGGAGGCUCCAUUACCAACACCAACUUUGGAAUCUGCGUAGACCCAAACAGCAAGGAGGCCAGCGCCAACUAAGGAAAGAGCCGAUAAUAGGGCACGAUACGAUGCUGAGUGCCCCACCCCCCCAACAACAAUGUUAGUCACAAUAAAGAA